Molecule: messenger RNA, 954 nt
Organism: Lingula anatina
Lineage: Eukaryota; Metazoa; Brachiopoda; Lingulata; Lingulida; Lingulidae
Product: polyadenylate-binding protein 2-B
Cellular component (GO): nucleus
Molecular function (GO): poly(A) binding
Source: RefSeq, a predicted model, not a curated record
UGUAGCUUACAGAGGGGACAGUUCAGUUGUGCACAAAGGACACAAUCUACAGCUAUCUCAACUGACACACUCAGUCCGCCAUUGCUGUUUUUGUGUGAAGAAUAGGCUAUCAAAUAUGGCAGAAAACGGAACAGAAACUGAAGCGGUCCCUGACCUAGUUGGCGAUCAUGAGCAAGACUACAGUUACGAUGGCGAAGAAGGGCAGCAGGAGGACGAAGGUCUAGGGGGAGAAGGUGAAGCCGAUGUUACAACAGAGAGCACAGAAGAUGCAGGGGUGGAUGAUCCUGAGCUUGAAGCAAUCAAAGAACGAGUUAGAGAGAUGGAAGCAGAAGCAGAAAAGCUCAAGCAAAUGCAAAAUGAAGUGGAAAAAACAAUGAAUAUGUCUCCAGGAAUAACUAGUCCUGUCCAUCCAUCAAUGGAAGAAAAAAUUGAUGCAGAUUCAAGGUCUUGUUACAUUGGAAAUGUUGACUAUAGUACAACAGCAGAAGAGUUGGAGCAACAUUUCCAUGGCUGCGGUUCUGUUAACAGGGUUACAAUACUUUGCGAUAAGUUCUCUGGACAUCCAAAAGGCUUUGCCUACAUAGAAUUUGCUGACAAAGACUCCGUACAGACAGCAAUGGCUUUAGAUGAAUCUCUCUUUCGGGGAAGACAAAUAAAGGUAAUGCCCAAGCGCACAAAUAAACCUGGUAUCAGUACAACCAAUCGUGGUGGAGGUAGAGGGCGCUUCAGGAGAGGUGGCUUCCGGGGUGGCUAUGGGGGCUACAUGCCAAGACGAGGCAGGUUUAGGCCAAGGAGAGCUGCGUGGUAUUCACCUUACUAGUCAAGUUUAGAAUAUGGCAUCAAGUGGUCCACAAAACCUGCUGGAAAAGAGAGAGAGAUGGGGUGGGGGUGGGUGGAGGGAAAAAAAGGAAUUUUAGAUCAUAAGCACCAAGUUGAAUUUUGCAGAGAAAAAAA